Musca vetustissima is the source of this 270-nucleotide messenger RNA. RefSeq lists its product as uncharacterized. The coding region runs from base 1 to 270 and encodes 89 amino acids. The transcript has a single exon. The record is from RefSeq and is a predicted model, not a curated record. NCBI's taxonomy places the organism in Eukaryota, Metazoa, Arthropoda, Insecta, Diptera, Muscidae.
AUGAAAUUUUUCGCUGCUUUGUUGGUCUUAGUGAUUGGAGUCGUGGUUGUUACUGCUGGCCCACAUAGAAGAUAUGGUGGAUACGGAGGCUACGGUGGUGGCGGAUACGGUGGCUACGGUGGUGGUGGAUUCCCAGGUUUCCAAGGUGGCGGAUAUCCAGCUUAUGGUGGCGGGGGAAGUGCAAUUGCUAACUCCCAAUCAACUGCCAUCUCACUAGGAGGACCGGCAUAUUCCAAUUCUGAUGCGCUCGCUCAAUCAUAUGGCAAAUAA